This is a messenger RNA of Nezara viridula (southern green stink bug), 3022 nucleotides long. The record is from the annotation of a GenBank genome assembly. Lineage: Eukaryota; Metazoa; Arthropoda; Insecta; Hemiptera; Pentatomidae.
AAAAGAAAAAAAUUAUCUCUAAAAGUAUUAUUGUUCGGCUAAUUACAUUUUAGCCGGACAAUAGGACUUAAAGAAUCGCUUAGAUACUAUUUCAGAUAGGUUGUUAGUUUUUUUCUUUAUUCUGAAGUAAUUAUCCUAAUAUAUACAUACAAAAAAAAAUCUUUCGGGCUGAAGCCCUCCUCUCCCCCUUCAAAAGGUUUGUUUUCACUCGUAAAAUGGAUGGAAAAACAUACAUAGGAAAAAUUCAACUUCUUAUUUGUUCGGAGUUACCAAUACUUUACUUCAGUCAGAACAAAACUAAUUAAGUUCAAUAUUUAAGAGAGCCUGAAUACCUACAAGGCAUCCAAAAUUUAUGUAGUCGAAAUGGAGAUGCGAUAGAUAAUUAUUCAUGAUUACUAAUUAAAAUUUGUAUGUUCAUGUUCAUAUACCUCAGAUGACAUCAUGACAUUUUAUUACAAACAAAAUUUAAGCUUCAAUAACAUUAAAACAUUUUUACCCAAUGUUAUUAUUAUUAAUAUUUAUACAAUGUUGAUUACUACUUCUAGUUCAUCCCAUAAUUUAUAACCUUUUUUCCCGCCUUAUAAAAACCUUGGAGUUACCUCUAGGAACCUAUUUUAUUCAUUACUUAAUUUUUUAAAAGUUAUUAUAUUUAAUCAAAUAAUUAUGUUUGAUAUUAACUCAUUUAAUGUUGAAUCUAUUAAUCAAAAUCCUAUACAAGGUUUAAUGUUUAUCAAAGACAACUGGGAAAAGAUUCCAACCCUUGAAUCUAACGAUGGCACACUGAAAGAUGGUCAUAUUUUGAAAUUUAAAGGCAUGAUUCAAGAUAUGCCAAAUCCAGUGUUUUAUUACUCAAAAUAUGAGACUAAUGAUAAAAUUACUGGAUUAUCAGUGAUAAGGAAUGGAAAAUAUAUGGACACUUUGGAGUGUAGUGAAAAUGAAAUUCUGAAUUUGGAAUCUGAUUCAUGUGAAAGUGGUGAAAGGCGUCUGUAUUAUAUGAUUCCCAUUCCUUCUCUAAGUCAUUGGGCUCAAAGGAAAUCUGGGGAUAUCAAAAAUAAUCUGGAGAGUACGGACUUAUUACCUAUUACAGAAUCAAAUGAUCUAAAAAGAUCUUCAGAGGCUAUGGAAGUUGAUAAUUCUGAUGCAGAAUUAUCAAAACGCCUCUGUACAUCACAACCUGACAAGGCUACGACAUCUAGUACCCAGUUAGAUUCAAAAUCCAACUCUGCUGGGUGUUUAGCUGUGAUGUAUGAUGUACCUGAAAGUUCUUUGAAGUUAAAUGAUGUGAUAGAAAUCGUUGGUUUUGUAUAUCGGGAUCCAUUACCUAAUGAUGAGGAUGAAUUUGAUGACAGCUACAGACCUCCAUCACCUCUUACACCUCGAAUACAUGUCAUAUCAUUUCGUCAAAUAAGAAAUUGUAACCCAUUAAUUGGUGACAUAAGUGAUGAUGUUUCCUCCUCGGUGAUGGCUGAAGCAGAAACUAUCAGAUCUGAUUUACAUCUAGUUCUGUCUCAGCUGCUACUUGGCGAUGUACUUGCUGCCGACUAUCUUCUUUGCCAUCUCCUAGCUCAGAUGAAAAAUUACAAAACAGGCCAUUUAGAACAAGGCAUUCUUCAGUUAUCUGAUAAUACUCAUUUGGUUGUUGAUGAAACCAAACUUGAUGAAGGGAAACUUGAAGAUGCUGGAGUUAGAAAUGUAAAUGCUCUUAUGAGUCUGAUCAAACGCCAAAAACUCGAUUAUGACUUCACUUAUUAUAAUGUUGGUUUCUGUACAGACAUUCCUGUCCUUGUGUUGUCUCAGUCUCCUUCAAUUUUACCUUAUGAUGCACAGGUUGAACUGACACCAGACAAACACUCAUCUUCUAAUGUUGAAGAUAAUAUAGCAUCAAUAAAUAAAUUUUUAACUGGUCCUUUGCUAGACAAAAUAAGAAUUUAUCUCACGGUUGCAGCCAAUCUUACUUACAAAUUACCCGAAGAAUUUCAGAAUAUUGUCCAAAAUGAUUUUGUUGAAUUGCGACAAAAGGAUUCUACAUUUUCUGUUGAUGAUUUACAUGAAUUAUUAGUUAUUGCGAGCGUUUUUUUACCCCUCUUAAAAAGAGACAAUGAUGGCCGGUUAGUUAUCCUCAUAAGAACUGCAGCUCACAAUCCAUCAAUCCAUAAGCAAAAUGAUGUUUUCAAAGUUGGAAUGAUGGCUCUUGACUUGGCACUAAUGGCGGAAGAUACUAGUGUUUAUGGAGUAGCAGCAAUUUUUGACAUGAAAGGUGUAACACUUGGACAUGCAAAAGCUCUAACUGUACAAAUGAUUAAAAAAGCAGUUACAUCUUGGCAGGUGCACAUCCAUGGUUCUAAUUAUGAGUCCUUACAUUCAACUGUACCAAAAGAAAUUUUGCCAGAAGAGUAUGGAGGUACUGAUGGUAAAUUGCAAAGUCUUAUAGAUUAUUGGAAUCAAAAAAUUUCUGAUUCAAAAUUGUGGCUUAUGGAAACUGAAAAGAAUCUUGCUAAUACAGAUGCAUCGAUACCCUUAUGAAGUAUAUUUUUCAAAUAUUUUUAAAUUAACUUUACUAUGUGCAAUAUAAUGAUAAAUUUCUGAUACUUUAGUAUUUAUAAAUUUGUAAGUGUAUCUUUUAUAAAUUAUAGUCAAGCAUUAUAAAUUUGAAUUUCAAAAUUCAAGUGCAUAUUAUAAUCAAAACAAAAAAAAGUAAAUCUGAUUUGAAUAAUUAGUUUAGUUCUCCAACUUAUAAUUUUUUUAAAAUAUAUUGGAGAUAAAUGUACAUUUUUUAAAAAUGAUUGUUAUCAAGAAAUGCAUUGGAAAUUCAGUAUUUUGUAAUUGGGAGCUUAUAAACAUUAAUUAAAGUUGUUUUGUUCACGUUAAGUCCAAGGAAAUACUAUUUAUCAAUAAUGUAAACCUAUUGAUGUAAAGGUAAUGGUUGAAAUAUUUUUUAUGUGAUCAUGUGAUAAAAUAAAGUGCCUUUUGUAUACUUCAGAAUUUUUUUUUUUACCUACUUCAACCAAUCAUUUUUUGUUUU